Plenodomus lingam JN3 is the source of this 528-nucleotide messenger RNA. Lineage: Eukaryota; Fungi; Ascomycota; Dothideomycetes; Pleosporales; Leptosphaeriaceae. The record is from RefSeq and is a predicted model, not a curated record.
AUGUCCAUGAUCAUUUCAGAGCCUUGCGCCUGGGACGGGCAUCACGCGCUGCAUGAAACCGAUCUCCAGAUCCAUGAGACCGCCAGUGGGAUGGUGUCUUGCUUCCGAGAAUUGUUCAACGCAAUUCUAAACGGUGUUGGGGCAUCUUUUCUUGCCAUAGACGUCCUCAAUAACCCCCAAUUGGCUGGCGUGGAGAUCUCAACACUCAUCACUACCUUUUUCCACAUUCAAAAAGCGGUCGAAGAAGCCUCUGACUAUUAUCGUUCUACGCACGACCACUCGGCACUCAUCGGCCCCAUGUUACUACUCGCACGAUCUGCCAUCGUGCAGAAGACCAUAGCGAUAGCCGUGCGCUGCGCAGUCCUCAAGCUAGGGCCGAGCGAGGUGUUGAAACUAUAUCCCUGGGAAUGGAAUCCUGUCACAGAAGAACAGUCAGAGCGUGGUAAAUUACUCAUGCAGCUACUGCAAGAGAAGUCGCUGCCCAAGUGUCUCAAUCCAGAGUUUGAUGCGUGUUGGCCACUAGAAUAG